AGCGGAAUCCAGCGUUAGCGCAGGUCCAACUGCUGGUUGAUUCAGUCCUCCGUAGCUCUGCCGACUGGAGGGAUGUGACCCCGGAAAGGGACGCCCUGCUCAUAAUAUAACAGCCCAUUCAAACAGAUUACACUCGAAAUUAAAGCUGGACCAGGAGGGAGCCACAGGAGCAGAGGGGAUGAACCGCGAGGAGGCGCCGGGGAAGUCUCCUGAAGACAUGUAUAUCCAACAGAAAGUGCGGGUCCUGCUCAUGCUUAAAAAAAUGGGUUCUAAUCUUACUCCAAGUGAGGAAGCUUUUCUCCGAAAUUACGCAGGCGUGGUCCACAGUCAGAUGAGCCAGUUACCACAACACAAUAUCGACCAGGGUCCAGAGGAUGUGGUGAUGUCAUUCACACGGUCAGAGACAGAGGACAGGCGACAGUGACCCAGGCCUCUGCCCCACCCCCCUCCACAUUAAAACCCUCCACCAUCCCAACAACAUUCAACUCCACAAACACAACACUGAUGAGCUCAGGAGAAAAGGGGCGAAGGAGGAGGAGACGCACUACACGCCGCCGGGCUCUCCACCCGUCCCCUAUCAUCCUGCCCCUUCCUCAUGUAGAGAUGGCACGACGUCACCUGAGAUGCGUUCAGGAGGGUCACUGUGGGCUGCAGCCUUGGCAAUAGGGCCCUCUGUGAAAACACACAUUGGAUAACUAUUUUGGGUUGUACUAUUAUUAUUAUUAUUUCAUUUAUGUUGUGAGGAAUACAAGUAACGUUCAGUUCAUGUCGAGAUGUCAGUGAAGCGUCAACAGCUGGCUCAGGGGAGAGAAAGCAAGUGUCCAGUCAAGAUGCAGGCAGGAUAAUUAAUCCAGUCUGAGAGUUGUUGAAAUUAUUUCUGCUUUUUAAAUGAGCUUUCCUUUACAGGCUGCAGGUAGUUUGGGGUUUUAGCUGUUGGGUGUUGCUUUGUUUUAGAGGGGGCCUCAUUCUUUAAAACCUUUUUGAAUGAGCAGCAGGUUCAGCUGUGUCUCAGGAUCCCCGGUGGGGUUCAGUGUUACUAUUUACUACUUUAUCAUCUCAUCGGACCACUCAUGAGGUGAAGUUGGCGUGUAAACAUUCAACUUUUCCAGGAAUAAAUAUUUUAAAAUGACUGCAUGGCUACAUGUAACCUCAUCAACGUUUGUAGACUCGGUGCUUCUGUUGGCGGGAAUUCAUUUUAAUUUAUUAUCUCUUUAUAUCAGGUUAUGGCCUUUUUUAUUGGCGACCCCUGACCUUCAUCUGCUCGAUCUGUAGGAUUCUUAACAAGGUAUCGACAGGCUAACAGAUCAGUAUCAGUCUUUCAUGUUUAGUUGAUGCUGAGGGGUAAUGAGUCUCCUGGAUCAGUUAUAAUGACCCCCGUUUGUUAUUCUGCUGCUGCUUUUAUUUUAUUACUCAGUGUUUUAUCAUGAUGAGGGAUUAAUCAGACACUACCAGACAUAAUGGAAUCAAACAGGAAACACAGGUGGAAACAUCCUUUGCUUUUGGGUUGUUUUGACUCAUUGCUGAUGUGUAAAACUUUAAUAUUAUUGUUGUUGUUUUGUUUUUUUAUUGUAGGUAUAGCUGGAAAAAGUGGGAAGAAUGAAUUUGUGCCAAUCAUGUUUUCUUAAAACAAGCUGUGGGUGUAAUUUAUCCUGUCCUGUAAUGACAGAAUUGUGAUUUCGUCAAAUCAGGAGCCGCCCCUUUAACGUUAACCAGCAAACAGUGGCUCUUUGUUCACACUAAAUUCACGCAAACUCUAACUUUUUAACGAUCGAAUCCAACCCACAACGCCAAACAUCAAACCGUGUGCUGUUUUUAACCGUACUGUUAUCUCUUGCACUAUUAUCAGCGGGAUAUGUUUUAAAGAAAAAAAAAAACAUUUUAAUAUCUAGCACAAAGAUUAUUUGUCUGAUUCACUGCGGGGUGAGAAAUAAGUUUGUAAAUGUGUUUUUAUUUCUUUGUCAUUUAAAGAAAAAAAAAAACAAUUAAAAUCUUUAAUUGAUGCAGCUGGACUUUGAUGAGU
Cyprinodon tularosa is the source of this 2020-nucleotide messenger RNA. RefSeq names its product catenin, beta interacting protein 1 (gene ctnnbip1). The coding region runs from base 179 to 424 and encodes 81 amino acids. Gene Ontology annotation, molecular function: beta-catenin binding. The record is from RefSeq and is a predicted model, not a curated record. Gene Ontology annotation, biological process: negative regulation of Wnt signaling pathway. The transcript is spliced from 4 exons. Gene Ontology annotation, cellular component: nucleus; beta-catenin destruction complex; cytosol. NCBI's taxonomy places the organism in Eukaryota, Metazoa, Chordata, Actinopteri, Cyprinodontiformes, Cyprinodontidae.